AUGAAAGUCUCGCCACUGUGGUCGAUACUCGCUCGACAAUUCAGCUCAAAGACAAAUAAUCAACAACUACAGACAAUCAUUCAUCAGAUUCGAUUCGUUUCACAACAUAUAAAGCCAAUACCUAAUGAGGAACGACAACUAUGUUACACGAUUCCCAACGGUAAUUUCACAUUUGAACAACGUCAAUUUUACGAAGACAAUGGUUUCAUCAUCAUACGAAAGCUUAUUUCACCUUCUACACUCGAACGAUUUCGACAACGAUUCGAUGACGUCUGUGCGGAAAAAAUUCAAAUACCUGGUUUAACAAUAAUGAAGGAUAUAGCCCAUGCUAAGUCAACAUCAACUGUUGAAGAGAAAACUAUUAGCCGAAUUCAAGAUUUUACAUUGGAUGAUGAAUUUUUCCAAUAUUGUUGUCUACCAGAACUUAUUCAAUGCGUUGAAAAUUUCACCGGUCCUAAUAUAAUGUCUAUGCAUACGAUGAUGAUUAACAAACCACCAGAUGCGGGAAAGAAAACAUCCCGACAUCCACUUCAUCAAGAUUUAUUUUUUUUUCCAUUUCGACCAGCUAAUCGUAUUGUAUGUGCAUGGACAGCAAUGGAGCAUACAUAUCGUGAGAACGGGUGUCUUGUUGUCUUGCCCGGCACACAUAAAGGCAAAAUAGAACAACAUGUAUAUCCAAAUUGGAAAGGAGGCGUCAACAAACUGUUCUAUGGUAUUGAGAAUUUCGAUCCUAAUCGCGAAAAACAAUAUGUAGAAAUGUGGGAAGGUGACACAAUUUUUUUCCAUCCAUUACUUAUUCAUGGUAGUGGUACAAAUCGAACAUCCGGAUUUCGAAAGAUAAUUACAAGCCAUUUUGCUGAUUCAUCAUGUUAUUAUAUUGAAUGUGAAGAUUUUCAAAAAGCUAUGGAAAACGAAUAUUUAGAGAUAUUUCGCAAACGAACAGGUCGUCAAGACGCGACAAUUCAAGAUCUCUGGAAACAUCGAAGUCGACUUAUCCAAGGCAAACGAAUCAAUCUUUAA
This is a messenger RNA of Rotaria sordida, 1020 nucleotides long. Lineage: Eukaryota; Metazoa; Rotifera; Eurotatoria; Philodinida; Philodinidae. The record is from the annotation of a GenBank genome assembly.